CAGACCUCGAGAGGUUCAAAAAUGAAGCGUCUUGCUCUCAUGGAUUGGAUGCUUGGACCUUUGAAUGUUCGUCCCACCUCCGCUUCCCGCAUAAUCCACUCGUAGUGUGGACGACAAGGUCAAGGUCUCCUUCCCAUCGCAACCUUCCGGGACGACAAUAUGGCGGCAUCAGCACCGAAGACGCCGACGAUGGGAGACAAGGUGGUAAUAUUCCCGCUGGAGGAGCCGGGCCAGAUCUCUGUGGUUGCGGUGUCUAUCGUCUUCAUCAUCAUUCCGACGUUGAUGGUGAUCCUCCGCCUCAUCGCCAGGCGCAUGGCGCAUAGAGAUAUGGAUUUGAGUGAUUGGUCCAUUAUUGCUGGACUCGUCUUCUCCAAUGCCUUGCAAGCAAUCUCCAUAGUCGCUGUAAUGCAAUGCGGUGUUGGCCUUCACAAUGCCGUCAUCAUACCCAAGUAUGGGGUCGGACCAAUCGUCAAGUUUCUCAAGGUCCUCGUCGCGCAACAGAUCCUGUGGGCCAUCAGCCUCAGCCUCUGCAAGAUCUCCAUCCUUCUCCUCUACUCCAAGCUCUUCAGCACCAGGUUCAUGAUCUUGUCGGCGCGGAUACUGGCCGCCUUCACCAUGAUGUGGGUCAUGGUCACGGUGCUGAUCGCCUUCUUCAUCUGCAUCCCCCUCUCGGACAACUGGCUCCUCGAUCUCAAGAACCGACACUGCGGGAACCAGCCUGCAGCGGAUGGCACGAUGGGGGUGUUGAACAUGAUCACCGACAUCAUUGUCCUCGUCAUGCCGAUUUCUCAUUUGUGGAGUCUUCGGCUGGAGAUGUACAAGAAGGUCGCUCUGAUCGUCACCUUCUCGCUCGGAGUCUUUACGUGCAUCGUAUCGGCUCUGCGCCUCUACUACCUUGCCAACCUCGUGUACCUCGACGUGACCUUCAACAUCCCCAACGCCCUCAUCUUCAGCGCGUUGGAGCCCGGCGUCGGCAUUACCCUCGCGUGUAUCCCCUUCCUCCGACCUCUGCUGGGCCGUUCCUCGUACUCAACCAAAGGGACGGCAAACUACUACAGCUCAAAUGGCAAGUCCGAUGGCCUCUCAAAUCGGAGGAGCAAACGCCAAAGUGACGGAUUCGUCCUCGUGGACAAUUUGUCGCAGCAGCACCUUCGGGAGGCCGAGCAGAGUGAUUCGGCACCAACCAUGCCCAGCAAGGUCACGUAUAGCAGAAGCAGUAGUGUUCCAGAUAUAGAUUAGUAUAUGAACAUGAUAGAUCAUUCAAGCCUCAGUGUUCAGUGAUGCCUGACAAAGCGCGCCUCAUGCGCUCAUUCAAUCAUUCGCGGUGGCUCCUUGACGUCUUCUGGAAGCUUGCUCCAUCGGCUCGUGUAGACCCUGCCAUCCUUGAUCACCGCCAAGACGUUCUUCUCCGGCUCAUCCAGUAUUGAGACGUCGUCCAGCGGAUUCCCGUUGAGAAUCAGCAAGUCCGCUACGAACUUCUCCUUCACCUGCCCCAGCACAUCCUCCUGUCGAAGCAUUCUGGCGGCGUUGACCGUAGCAGAUUGAAGCACCUGCUGGUUGCUGAGAGCCUGUUGCCGGAUGCCAAACUCCCUGCUCUGUUCAGCCUGCAGGGGACCGAGCAGAUCCGAUCCAUGACAGAUGGUCACGCCCGCUGUGGCGGCAAUCUUCAACGACUCGAGACCCCUUUCCAAGACCUCCUGAUUCUUGCGCUGGUUCUCGGGGGGCAGGAAUCCCUUGUACUUGUCGGAGCCCAUGGCGUCGUACGUGACCAGCGUAGGCGUCAGCCACACGGCGUUCUCGGCCAUGAACUCUGCCGUCUCCUUGUCGAUGAAGUUGCCGUGCUCGAUGCCCGUCACGCCGUUCUCGACCGCGUGGCGGAUCGCCCGCGGGGUAUAUGCGUGCGCCGUAACCCAGGUACCGUAGCUCCGCGCGACCUCGCUGAUGGCCUUGAUCUCGUCCGCCGUGAACUGCGUGUUCUCGAUCCUAUCUGUCGGCGACGCCACACCGCCGCCGACCAUGAUCUUGAUAAAGUCCGCCCCCGUCCUGAGCUGCUCUCUCGUCGCCCUAAUACAUUCCGGCACGCCGUCCACGACGUUGGAGAGUCCCGCCGUGCCGCCGCAGCAGAGCCCCGAAUGAUCGUGGGCGCCUCGGCGAUCGCCGUGGCCUCCGGUCUGCGAGAGGGCCUGGUUGGCGAUGAACAAACGAGGCCCAGGAAAGACGCCGUCCUGGAUAGCCUCCUUGAGCGCGAGAGUUGCACCGCCGGUGUCGCGGACCGUGGUGAAGCCCUUGCUUAGGAUGCGACCACACACGAAGGAUUGCCGCAGAUGAGAUACGGUGGCAUCCAUGUUGAAGCCGCCGUUGAGGCCGGCCUCGCCGGGCACGGAGCUGACAUGAACGUGGCAGUCAAUGAGGCCCGGAGAGAGGUAUUUUCCCUGCAGAUCGACCACAAUGGCAUCAUUGCCUGAACUGUCGGCUGAGCUCUGUCCAACGCUCUCAAUCAAGCCGUUUGAGAUCUUGACGGUCGUGUUCUUAAUAACAAGGCCCUUGGCGGUAUCCACGACAUUUGCGUUGAUAAAGAGGUAGGUAUUGUGCCGAGGGAGUUUCCAUGGCUUGAUGAGCUUCUCCGGGAUCGCAUCCUCAGCGUCUGCUGUCCACCGCGGCGAAGUGCGCCGGGGAAGCUCCAUGGCGGGGCCGGCGAGGGCGGGAGCUUUGCGAAGUGUCAUACUCUGGCAGUGCUGGAUGAAGGGCGCGUUGGAAUGCACUGUGAGAGCGAAGAGCAGAGCAAAGACUUCAAGACUCAGUGUUCAAUUCAAUGACGAGAGUUGAAGAGGAGUCGGACGGUGUUGCCGUGGCCGAUAAGCGCAUCGGAGCAGUUUGCCGGUGC
Messenger RNA from Colletotrichum scovillei, 2884 nucleotides. RefSeq lists its product as uncharacterized. The record is from RefSeq and is a predicted model, not a curated record. The transcript has 4 exons. The coding region runs from base 160 to 1239 and encodes 359 amino acids. Lineage: Eukaryota; Fungi; Ascomycota; Sordariomycetes; Glomerellales; Glomerellaceae.